This is a messenger RNA of Dermacentor andersoni, 1698 nucleotides long. RefSeq lists its product as uncharacterized. Gene Ontology annotation, molecular function: zinc ion binding; nucleic acid binding. Lineage: Eukaryota; Metazoa; Arthropoda; Arachnida; Ixodida; Ixodidae. The record is from RefSeq and is a predicted model, not a curated record.
AUGGCAUUGCCUCGAUCAUGCGUCGAGUGGUUCAAGAUUUCUCCUGAGGAGUUCCACACUGGGAUCGGCUGGUGGCAAGUGGGCCAGCGCAUAACAUCCCCGGCGAGCGAGGGCUCCGCCGCUCGCCAGUCGAGGCCUAAAACAAGAGACCACGUCAACAGAAAAGUGAUCGCAACGACAACAAGGGCAGCGAGAAUGCCAGACGUGCUGCCGAGAGAGGACACCAAAGUGAUCGUGAGGCCGCGGGGAGGCCUAAACAUCGCAAGAACGCAGACUGGGAUCGUUGCCUCGGCCAUCAUGGCUGCGGCGAGGGUUUCCAGAGAAGACGGUGCGGCGAAUACCUUCUGCCCCAACCUACACCAGAAUAUCAUGGUGGUGAGUACCCCCGAUAAGGGGCGUGCUUUGUCCUAUGCCAAGAUUCAGGCCAUCCGCAUCGGGGACAAGAUACACGAGGUAGGCGCGUACCAAACCACACCAUAUGGCACGGUCAAGGGGAUCAUUCGAGGCAUUCCCAUUGAAGAUACUCCGGCGGAGAUUGACCGGAACGUUGUUAGCUCAAGAAAUCCAUUAGCAAGAGGGGCGCAAAGAAUUGGCAAUACGACUACCGUAAUUGUAGUUUUUGAAGGCCAAAAGGUUCCAAAUUAUGUAUGGUAUGGCCCUGUGUUAACGAGGUGCAGUCUGUACCGCAAGCAUUUCGAUGUCUGCAAACAGUGCGGCAAAAUAGGCCACAGAAGAGACGUUUGUCCUAACCCCAAUAUGAAAGUGUGCUUCGACUGUGGGGCCAAUAACCCUGUCGAUGGCCACGAGUGUACGCCUAAAUGCAAACUAUGUGGGGGACAACACCCAACCGCCGAUAGAGAAUGCAAGAACAAAUACAAAACUCCCUACGUAGUAACGAAAAGGCAGUGGGAGCGCAAGAUGGCGGAACAGCGCGUACAGCAACAACUAGCAUCCGGAGAGUUUCCACCGUUGAUGACGUCAGCAGGAGCGAGCGGCACAGCUGGUCGCCAUGAGUCACGCUCGCGCGGGAACAACAGCGAAAGUCGAAACAGAAGCAUGAGCCGCCACCGCCGAUCCCAAUCCAAAGACAGAGUAGCCUGGGCAGACGUAGUAAAGUCGGGGGUAGCCAAGAAAGAGCAGCAGCAACAGCAGCAGCAGUCACCGCCAUUUCGAGGUGGUGGAGGGAAAUUUAAAGACGAAAGUGAGGCAAUGAAGGCGCUAAGAGAAGCAAACCAGGCGUUGCGGAAGAAGAACACUGAACUAGAGGCGACAGUCAAUAAGCUCAGCAAGGAAAUGGCAGAGAUCAAGAAAAUGAUGACGGUCCAGCUACAUGAGCAGCAGGCACAGCCUUUAUCGCCACAACCACAGCAGAUGGCAAUGACCGAGGAUGAACCAGAAGUAGCGGUGAACCCGAGGACAGAGAACGCGGCCUCGGCGGGUCCGGCACCCAAGAGAAGAGCAAUUGAAAAUCUCAAAGAGCGGAGACUCAGCGAUAGGGUAGACAACCUUGAAGACAGGCUCACCCACUUUGAAGAGUAUAUUCGCACGACAUUCACCAAGACAAUCACCGACCGUUUCAUAGCAAUUGAACAGACGUGCCAGCAAUUUACUACGACAGUACAGAAUUUGGCAACGCAAAUGGCUAACUUUCAGCAAACAUGGAUAGGACAUCAACCACCGCAACCACAACAGCAGUGA